This is a messenger RNA of Lathyrus oleraceus (garden pea), 2304 nucleotides long. RefSeq lists its product as uncharacterized. The coding region runs from base 1 to 2304 and encodes 767 amino acids. NCBI's taxonomy places the organism in Eukaryota, Viridiplantae, Streptophyta, Magnoliopsida, Fabales, Fabaceae. The record is from RefSeq and is a predicted model, not a curated record. The transcript is spliced from 7 exons.
AUGUCCAUUCUACAAAGUGGCGGUCGACCAAGUGGGAAGUCACGAAAAUAUUUUCUAUCUGAUAAGGAAUGGAAGUCUUCACAUGUGCAUGUCUUGAUAAAUUGUGAUGAGGUUAAACCAUAUCUUGACAUAUUCUUAGAGAACCACUCUCUAGAUAUAGAAGAUUCAUUUGGGCGCAUACAUAUAGAGUUUCCCAUAUGGCUGAAGAAAUAUGUAAAUGAGGAGACAAAUGGAGUUACUAACCAAGAUAUAAUUGCCUUGUCUCGUAGUCCUGCAUCAAUGGCCAUAUCAUGGAACAUGUAUUUUAUCAAUGGGUACAAGUUUCAUACUGAAGAAUGGAGCAAAGGUAGAAAAACUAGAAAUUAUGGUGUGCACGUGAAAGGUCUUGUAGAAGGAGGAAAUACUGAUUUUUAUGGAAUAAUCAAACAUAUCUUUGAGCUAGAUUACUUUGGUCUGAAGCAUAAGAUUCCAAUGACUAAAAGAGGUGGAAAAGCUAAGGUAUUAGCACCAGGAAAACUUCAAGAAGAACGAAAUCGCAUAAUUAACAAGAAGCAUAUCGUUAGGAAACCUGCUCAAACAACAUUGUCUGUGCAGGAUGCAUCAUCGGCACCAACACCAACUCAGGCAGCACCGUCCGUGCAGGUUGCAUCGUCAAUGCCAACAUCAGCUUCGAAAAAAUCGUGUGUGCAGGCUGCAUCGUCGAUGCCAACACCAGCUCAGGCAACAUCGUCCAUGCAGGUUGCAUCGUCGAUGCCAACAUCAGCUUCGAAAAAAUCAUUUGUGCAGGCUGCAUCGUCGAUGCCAACACCAGCUCAGGCAGCAUCGUCCGUGCAGGUUGCAUCAUCAAUGCCAACAUCAGCUUCUAAAAAAUCGUCUGUGCAGGCUGCAUCGUCGAUGCCAACACCAGCUCAGGCAGCAUCGUCCGUGCAGGCUGCAUCGUCGAUGCCAACACCAGCUCAGGCAGCAUCGUCCGUGCAGGCUGCAUCGUCGAUGCCAACACCAGCUCAGGCAGCAUCGUCCGUGCAGGCUGCAUCGUCAAUGCCAACACCAGCUCCAACUAUAGUACCUGUUCAUGCCACUACGUCUGAGAAAUUUAGUUUUAUGUCUACUCCGACUUUAAGCCAUCAAACAAUGGCUGGCCCUCAAAGUAUAAACCUUCAAACAAUGGCUAGCCCUUCAAAUUUGGCAGAGGAGGAAGAUGUGGAUGCUGAUGAGGAUGAGGCGGUGGGUCAAGAAACUGUUACCCCUCUUGUGCCAACAAUAGAUGAGAAUGGGAAAGUUAUUAUAAAACCAUCUGGUACUGGGCUAGUUCCUGCCAAAGAAGUUGCAGGUGCCAUUAAUUAUGUGAUACGCAAACAAUUUUAUAAACCUAUACAUCAUUGGUCUGCACUCGAUCCUGAUACGAAAGCUGAUUGGUUUAAGUUGUUUGGAGAGAAGGUUUCGUGGGAUCCUUUCGAUCAUGCAUUUGUCUAUAGCGCAUUUGAAAAAAAAGGAAGAAAACGAUUAAACGACAUGUUGGGGAAGGCGAGGAGAAAAGGGACUCGACCUUCAUGGAUUGGUGAUGAUGCUUGGGUUGAACUUCAAACUUAUUGGAAAAAUACCGAGUUUUUGGCUGUGUCUUCUCAAAACAAGACCAAUCGAGCUUCCGCAAGAGGCGGAGCAGUCCACACCACAGGCCGUAAGGCUCAUAUUGAUGUUGCACUUCAACUUUCACGUGAACUUCAAAGGGAUCUGCGUCCCGAUGAGUUAUUUUUAAAAACACACAAGAGGAAAAAUGGUGAAUGGGUUGACAGUCGUGAUGCAUCUACUUAUAAGACUUUUAAAGAGAAGUUUGAUGCAGAACUUCAGCCAACUGAAGAAGGGAAUGGAGAGGUUGUUCAAGUGUUAGAUGGAGAGCGUGUAAAUCAGCUAUGGACAGAGGCUGCUAGGGGCCGUAACCGUGGUCGGGUUUAUGGCGCUGCAGAUUUAGCUAUUAAUCUAAAACAUGGAUCAAAAAGUUUUACCCAACAAUCUCAAACUCCUCAGCACUCUAUGUUUGGGAUGUCAUUAGAAGCUGAAAGAGCAACUAGAAUUAGAGCUGAACAAAUUGCCGAGGCUGCAACGACCCAAUUACAAGAGGCUAACGAAGCAACGCGAGUUGCUACCGAGGCUGCAAAAGUUGCUACCGAGACUGCACAAAGGAUGGAGAGGGAGAUGAAUGCUUGGAAGGAAUUUAUGAUGAAGAAAUUUGACACUUCAACUUUUGUAUCACAUUCUCAUCAUUAUGAUGACGAUUUGGAUGAUCAGUCAUUAGAUGAAGAUUGA